Molecule: messenger RNA, 1490 nt
Organism: Cherax quadricarinatus
Lineage: Eukaryota; Metazoa; Arthropoda; Malacostraca; Decapoda; Parastacidae
Source: RefSeq, a predicted model, not a curated record
AUGACGGACAGUGACAGUUGGCCAGCACAAAACUGGCUCACAACUGAACAUGACAAGUUAGACCAAGUAGACACACCUGCUGUCACAGAUGUUAGACACAUGCUGCAGAGUAGACAAGUGGCGCAGUGGCCCUCGCGGGUGUUACACAGGUCAACAAAAAAUACUGAGGGAGUAAGGAUCUCAAAGAAGACGCGAGUGUUGGUGCUUGCCCAGAGCCGCCUCAGACCACACAGUCAUCAUAAACUUUACAACAACCGAAUUGCUUUCAGCAACGCCAAUUUCGACUGGAUUGAGAUGAUGUUCCAGCAGCAGCUGCAUCGCUCUAGAGCAACAAACCAAACUACUCAGGGUCCGUGUGCAUUCACUCAGUCCUCUGCCGGCUUCCACCACAAAUAUGGAGUGAUGGACUAUCACAGGAGAGGUAUGGGAUCAGGGUCCCCAGAAAAGGAUAGAGAAAAAGCUGCAUUCAUUAAGAAGGAGAGAGGACAAGUUACAGAACAUGUCACGCCCCCUCAGAACGAAGCAGGAUUUGUCAGGUCAGAGUUCAAUAGAAAGGAUAUAGGGCAAGUUAAAUCGGUCUCCAAAACCGAUAACAAAGAAAAAGUUAAGUCAGAGCCCCAAGGAAAAGGGACAGAAGAGGUCAACUCUAGGUUACAUUUAAAAGAAGUUGAGCAAGUUAGGUCAGGGUCUCUAAGAACAAAAACAGUAAACGUGAUGUCCACAUUAAAGGACACAGAACAUAACAGAUCAGUGUUAUUAGGAAAGAGCAUAGUCCCAGGCAGAGGAAGACAGAUGGUGACGAGGACCUUCCGUGAUCAUCUGGUGCCUCAGGAGAGUGGUGAUGGUGGGGGUCUAUGGUGGUGGGACACAUUCCUGCCCCUCAACCAGGCUGAGAUCUCAGAGUGUGAGGAGCUGUACAAACGAGGCCUAACCAACCACCCGUUGUAUAAGAGUAAUCUUUUAUUAUGCAAAGACCCUCACCACGCAGGCGGUGCCACGACACAUGACCUCGUCACCAUGAUACUAAACCUCUUAUGCAACUCUGUGUUGGCUCUACCUAGUACUUACUGCUGCAACUGAGUCCGUAAGGUAUGAAGCCUGGCUGAAAGAGCACAGAAUUUGUUUCACUAUUGAAGGACAGGGAGAACCCAACUUUUUUUUUUCUUACUACUGAAUGACCCACCCUGGUUUAAAGCUUCAUAUAUUUUUUUAAUUAUUCAUAUUUUCAACAGAGCCACGCCCCAGACAAACCACACUUGCAUUUGUGGUCACAUUGGUGCCUAUGCUAACCUUCCUAUGGUGUAUAAAUAUACCUAGUUGGAUGAAUCUUAUUGUAGCCAGCUGGCCCAGUGGCUAGCGUGUCGGCCUAGAGUUUUAUGACUCUCUGAUCGCGGGUUCUAUCCCCGCCCGUGGCAUGGUUUGUUUCCAAUCGUGUCAUUACGAAUUCGCGAGUCACGCCCCAAUAUGUAUAAUUGAAUAUGGUUCCAGCU